Messenger RNA from Dictyostelium purpureum, 1649 nucleotides. Its product is annotated as methylmalonate-semialdehyde dehydrogenase. Gene Ontology annotation, cellular component: mitochondrion. The coding region runs from base 8 to 1570 and encodes 520 amino acids. Gene Ontology annotation, molecular function: malonate-semialdehyde dehydrogenase (acetylating, [NAD(P)+]) activity; methylmalonate-semialdehyde dehydrogenase (acylating, NAD+) activity. The transcript has 4 exons. The record is from RefSeq and is a predicted model, not a curated record. Lineage: Eukaryota; Evosea; Eumycetozoa; Dictyosteliales; Dictyosteliaceae. Gene Ontology annotation, biological process: L-valine catabolic process; thymine catabolic process.
CACAAAUAUGUUAUCUUCAAAACUUUUAAAAUCAUCAAAGGUUUUUGGUAUUAGAACAUUUGCCACUAAUACUAAAUUAUUCAUCAAUGGUAAAUUUGUUGAAUCAAAAACCAAAGAUUGGAUCGAAGUUAGAAAUCCAGCAAAUCAAGAACUUUUAACUCGUGUUCCAAUUUCAACUCAAGAAGAAAUGAAAGCUGCAGUUAAAGCUGCUGAAGAUGCAUUCCCAGCUUGGAGAGAUACUUCAGUUUCAAACAGAGCUAGAAUUAUCAGUAACUAUAAAAAUUUAAUCAAUAAAAAUAUGGAUAAAAUCGCAGCUAUCAUCACUGAAGAACAAGGUAAAACUCUUCCAGAUGCCAAGGGUGAUGUUUUCAGAGGUUUAGAAGUUGUUGAACACUCAUGCAAUGUUGCAUCAUUAAUGAUGGGUGAAACUGUUGAAAAUGUUUCAAACAAUGUCGAUAUCUAUUCAUACAUUCAACCAUUAGGUGUCUGUGCUGGUAUUACCCCAUUCAAUUUCCCAGCUAUGAUUCCACUUUGGAUGUUCCCAUUAGCUAUUGCUUGUGGUAACACCUACGUUUUAAAACCAUCAGAACGUGUUCCAAGUGCUUCAAUGUUCUUAGUUCAAUUAGCUCAAGAAGCUGGUGUACCAGAUGGUGUUAUUAAUGUUAUUCACGGUUCAAGAGACGCUGUCAACUUUAUUUGCGACGAUCCAGCCAUUAGAGCUAUUUCAUUUGUUGGUUCAGGUGAAGCUGGUAACUAUAUUCACGCUCGUGGUACUGCCAACGGUAAACGUGUUCAAUCCAACAUGGCCGCUAAAAACCACGCUACCAUUCUUCCAGAUGCCCAUAAAGAAAGAACUUUAGAUGCUCUUACUGGUGCUGCUUUUGGUGCCUCAGGUCAACGUUGUAUGGCUUUAUCAGCUGCCGUUUUCGUUGGUGAAUCUAAAAACUGGAUCCCAGAAUUAGUCGAACGUGCUAAGAAACUCAAAGUUUCAGGUGGUGCUGUACCAAGUACCGAUUUAGGUCCAGUUAUUUCCCCACAAGCUAAAGAAAGAAUCCACACUCUCAUCCAAAAAGGUAUUGAUGAAGGUGCCAAAUGUAUUUUAGAUGGUCGUAACGUUCAAGUCGCCCCAGAAUUUGCUAAAGGUAACUUUGUUGGUCCAACCAUUCUUACUGACGUCACCACCGAUAUGGUUUGUUACAAAGAAGAAAUCUUUGGUCCAGUCCUUGUUUGUCUCAAUGUUGAUACUCUUGAUGAAGCCAUUAAACUCAUCAAUGCUAACCCAUACGGUAACGGUACCGCUGUUUUCACUGCUUCAGGUGCUGCCGCUCGUAAAUAUCAACGUGAAAUUGAUGUUGGUCAAGUUGGUAUCAAUCUUCCAAUUCCAGUCCCAUUACCAUUCUUCUCUUUCACUGGUUCAAGAGGUUCAUUCGUUGGUGCUGGCCACUUCUACGGUAAAACUGGUGUCCAAUUCUAUACUCAAAUUAAAACUAUUACCUCCAAUUGGAGAGAUGAUAACAUCUCAACUGGUGUUUCCACCCACAUGCCAGUUCUCGGUGCUGGUAAACAUUAAAUAUUUGAUUUCACUAAUGUGUCCAAAUAUUUUACAUAAAAAUAUAAACAACAAAAAUAAACUAUUAAACGUAUAAAAU